AUGUUCUCAUACACAUCACGCUCCUUGAUCGGAAAGGCCCCUGUGCCAUUCCGCUCUUUAUCAUCCCCAUCCCAGCCGACUCCGCCGGAGCAAGAGACGACACCCGUUCAAGAUCCAACGCCGACCCCUGCACCAGUUGCUCCUGAAGAAGCUGCCCCUGCGGCCUCUACAACUACCGCUAUGCUCGCCGCUACGGCGCCUGCAUCGACCGCUCCAGUAGCACCAACGGAAACUGAGCAAACUAAUAAGCCUAGUGUGAAAGAAUGGUCUGAACGGUUAGGAGUAUUUAGUAAGGACAGCCGACUUCCACGAAGCGUGCAAGCCAUAUACCUCCGUCCUUUGCGGAGGAAGGUGGAGUAUGGCCUCCCAGUCUGCGACCUUCAAUUGCGAUCAUACAGCGUUCGUAACGUGGAGUUCUUCGCAGAUUUUGCCAUCCGUGCCGCUUACUACCUCAACCUUCCCGCGUCCGGGCCUGUGCCUCUCCCUCGCAUUGUUGAAAGCUGGACCGUUCCCCGAAGCAACUUUGUGCACAAGAAGAGCCAGGAGAAUUUCGAACGAAUCACCCUCCGUCGACUGAUUCAGAUCAAGGAUGGAAACCCACAAGCGGUGCAGGUAUGGCUUGCAUUUCUCCGGAAGCACGCGUUUUAUGGAGUCGGUAUGAAGGCAAAUGUCUGGGAACACGACAGUCUCGAUGCUGGUAAGGCCAUGGACGCUUCCAUUGCCGAGGUGGAGGAAGCUCUUCGCCCCGAGCUCGCGCAAUUCGGUCAGCGGAAGGACAAUUCGGCCCCGGGCACGAUGAUCGAUACUUUGAACAUACCGCAAGAUCCAGCCCUACUGAAGCGAUGGAAGAAGGAGGCCUUUGCAACGUUGCUUGCUGUGGGCUUGGACCCUAAGCGCUCUACAAUAUUCUACCAGUCCGCUAGUAAGCUGCAGCUGCCAGACGACGCCACGCUUGAUGACUCGACGGCACGGGCACAACUGCGACUAGGUCUUUUCUCCUAUCCAGUACUGCAAGCUGCCGAUAUCCUUGUGCACAGAGCCACCCAUGUCCCGGUUGGAGAAGAUCAAAGACAGCACCUGGAGUUUGCCAGAUAUACCGCGAACAGCUUCAACCACCUCUACGGGCCGAUCUUCCCUAUUCCAGAGGCGCUAAUAUCUCCUGCCAAGCGAGUGAUGUCCCUAAAGGAACCCACUUCAAAGAUGUCCAAAUCGCACGCCGAUGAGAAAUCUCGGAUCAUCCUUAAUGACUCGCCAGCCGAAAUCCGCAAGAAAGUCAAGGUAGCCCUGACAGACUCCGAAGCAAGCAUCACCUACGACCCGACCCGUCGACCUGGGGUGUCAAACCUCAUUGAGAUCCUGAGCCACCUGGAAGGUGUAUCGUGCGAGGAUAUUGCGGCUGACUUCCAUACCGCAAGUCUUCGAUCGCUCAAAGAACAUGUUGCAGACCGGAUCGCUUAUCAUUUGCAAGAAAUCCGGGAUCGAUAUGAUACGAUCAUGGAGGAUCAGACUGGUUACCUGGAAUCAGUGGCUGAGGAGGGUGCCGAAGCAGCGCGGGCCAACAGUCGGGUGACGAUGCAGCAAAUUCGGGAUGCGAUGGGUCUUAUGAUGUAUGAUGGUAUAGGGAAGAACUACGGAGAAACUUUGUACUUCUGUGAGGUCACUCUGGGUACCCCGGAGCAGAGCGUGCGUCUGGUUCUCGACACUGGAAGUAGUGAUUUGUGGACCAAUACGCCAAAUUCUACUCUCUGUGCAUCCCCCAAAAACGUCUGCGCCGACUCCGGUACCUACGACCCGAGCUCUUCCUCUUCAUGGUCAUUUGUGAACUCAGACUUCAAUAUCACCUAUGCCGAUGGGUCCGGCGCCGCCGGAAACUAUGUCGCCGACACCCUUACGAUCGGAGGUACGACUAUUAAAGACUUCCAAUUUGGCCUUGGGUUUUCGUCCGGCUCUUCAGAGGGUGUGCUGGGUAUAGGAUAUCCUGCGAAUGAAGUUCAGGUUGGCAGAAAUGGAGACUCAGCUUAUGCCAACCUGCCCAAGGCGAUGGUCAACAAAGGAAUAAUCCAAUCAAAUGCCUAUAGUCUCUGGCUGAAUGACCUGGAUGCGAACACCGGCUCGAUUUUGUUCGGUGGAGUCAAUACCAAGAAAUACCACGGCACCCUGCAAACAGUCCCCAUCCAGAAGGUCGAUGGACAGUAUUCGGAGUUUAUCAUUGCGCUCACUCAAGUGUCCCUUACCAAUUCAUCCAGUGAAAAUACCUAUUCUUCGAGCUUGAUACCCGUGGGCGUGCUGCUGGACUCGGGGAGCUCUCUUACAUACCUUCCGGACGCCCUUGUCCAAGAAAUCUACGAUGAUCUCGGGGUCUCCUACGAGCCGGACAGUGGUAUUGGCUAUAUUGAUUGCAGCAUGGCAGACGAGGACAUCGCCCUCAGCUACACAUUCUCAUCCCCGACGAUUAACGUGAGCAUCAAAGAGUUGAUCAUCGACGCUGGUGAUCUCUUUUUCCGAAACGGCAAGCGGGCCUGCAUUUUUGGCAUUGUUCCCGCGGGAAGCAGCACGGCCGUCCUGGGAGAUACGUUCCUUCGCAGUGCGUACGUGGUAUACGAUCUCGCCAAUAAUGAGAUAUCUCUUGCCAGCACCAACUUCAACACCACCGAGAAUGAUAUCUUGGAGAUCGGGACUGGUCCCGAUUCCGUCCCCGGUGCGACUGCAGUCUCGAACCCAGUGACUACGGCGCCAGUUGGUGGCGCCGCGGCUCGCAUCGGAGGUCCGACUGGAGGAUCCGGCCUCCAUGGCUCGGCCUCUGUCACUGGAAAUAUAGCCAUUCCUAGGGCGACGGCUAUGCCGAAACACCUGGCUGUUGGCCUUGCCGGUGUAGGAGCUCUUCUGGCUCUUUAA
Messenger RNA from Penicillium digitatum Pd1, 2895 nucleotides. NCBI's taxonomy places the organism in Eukaryota, Fungi, Ascomycota, Eurotiomycetes, Eurotiales, Aspergillaceae. The record is from RefSeq and is a predicted model, not a curated record.